UGAAUAGACUUUAGACAUCACAUUACCACUCACAAAAACGAGCAAAAAUCGCAUCUCUAUUCUUUUCUAUUCAAUCAACACUCUAUCUCUUGCUUCAUUCUCAAACUCAUCAAACCUUUCUUGUCUUCAACAACUAUAUGCGAUCCCCUUCUUCUAACAUUCCUUUACCCAUCUUUUCUUAUCGCCUUUUUUCAUUAUUCUCUCACUAAAGUUCUUUCCUUUUUUCAUCUAGAAAUAUUCUGAAGGAAGAUUACUUCACCUACAGAAUUAGAUACACUGAAUAUAGAAUUCCCUUGGGAGUAGUAUAUUUAUACUUAGGUGUCUGCAAAGAUGGGGGAUCACUUUGAUUUGCUGGUUGAUCGAUUGCUCACUGAAUCAACGUUAGAAGCAGCGAUUGAAAGCAGAAAGCGUGCAAUGCAGGCUGCUUCCUCCGCCGUUAAUAAUGCACAAGUUGAUUUCUCUUUGUUGAAGAUGGGUGUGGAUGGUAUCAAAUUUGCAGGGAAGCUUGUAGAAUGCAGGAUAUGUCAUGAUGAUGAUGAAGAUUCUAAUAUGGAGACACCUUGCUCUUGUUGUGGUAGUUUGAAGUACGCACAUCGAAGGUGUAUACAACGGUGGUGCAAUGAGAAGGGUGACACCACCUGUGAGAUAUGCCACCAGCCAUUCAAGCCUGGUUAUACAGCUCCUCCUCCGCUAUUUCAGUUUGGGCGUAUUCCAAUGAGUUUCAGGGGAAAUUGGGAAAUUUCGCGAAGAGACUUAAAUAGCACUCAUUUGGUUAGCAUGGUUCCCACUGACCAGAACCUUGUCAAUUCUAACUAUGAUCAAUAUUCAGCCUCUUCUUCUGGAAGCUUGAUGUGCUGCCGUUCAGUUGCUGUCAUUUUCAUGGUUCUGUUGAUUUUAAGACAUACACUUCCCCUUGUAAUUAGUGGAAAUAAGGAGUACUCUUUCCCGCUUUUCAUGGUAUUAUUAUUUCGGAGUGCUGGAAUCGUCGUACCUAUAUACUUCAUGGUUAGAGCAGUGGCACUAAUCCAGCGACAUCGGAGACAACAUCGAGAGCAUCCUAGUGUCUUAGUCAGUUCAUCUGAUGAUGAAAUCGAGCAAGCAGCUUUGCCGCCUCAGCCACAUAUCAUACAUUUACUGUAAAAAUUAUGUAGCUACUUUAAGUAAAUGAUGUAUGAAAAGCUCCAAUUCAAGCUGCUGUGCUGCAAUUUGUCUUCUGAUAUUUAUGAUGGAAAUUGGUGGAGACAAUUCAUGGAGAACCUUGAUUUUGCUGAGUGAGGAAAAAACUGGUCACGAGAUACUGAAAUUCUUCUUAUGUGCAACUGGUGUCAUUGCUCAUAGAGGGAUUGCAGGGUACUUAUAUUUCUAAGUUCCUGAAAUAGUUACUCCUCGGUGGACGGCAAGUCUUGGCAGCAGCUAGUUAUUUUGUAUUAUUGUUUCGGCUAAUGGGUUGAAAUUCUUCAGAUUCAAAACAAUAUCUUCAAUGUAUAGAUAGAAAAUUAUACAGGGUUUUUCUGAUGUAUGCAACCUUAUAUACGAUAAAGAUCAUUAUACACGGGUAGAUAUCAAAGAUGGAUGAACGAAUUUAUUUGAUGUUGCAAUGAAAAAGUUUCGUGUUAUCAUUUCUUUUAGUACUAUUUGUAUGACCAACCUAUUGAUUGAUUAAUGAAAGAGACAUAGAAAAUUAGAAAAUAA
Cicer arietinum (chickpea) is the source of this 1692-nucleotide messenger RNA. RefSeq lists its product as uncharacterized. Gene Ontology annotation, biological process: protein ubiquitination. Gene Ontology annotation, cellular component: membrane. The record is from RefSeq and is a predicted model, not a curated record. Gene Ontology annotation, molecular function: ubiquitin-protein transferase activity; zinc ion binding. NCBI's taxonomy places the organism in Eukaryota, Viridiplantae, Streptophyta, Magnoliopsida, Fabales, Fabaceae.